AUGUGCAUAAUGUACCAGCUAGUGGAGCCGCUGACCGGCAAGACAUGGUCUCUCUCCGACUUUGACGGCCACCCGGCUCUCCUCGUCAUGUUCAUCUGCAACCAUUGCCCGUUCGUGGUUCAUAUCAAGUCGCAACUUGUUGCUCUUGGCAACGAGUACAUUUCCAAGCAUGGGCUAGCAGUGGUUGCAAUCUCGUCCAACUCGGUGCUCACCCACCCUCAGGACGGACCCGAUAAAAUGGCUGAGGAAGCCAAGCAGUUCAACUUCCCCUUUCCCUACCUCUAUGACGAGACGCAAGAGGUGGCCAAGGCCUACCAUGCUGCCUGCACGCCGGACUUCUUUCUCUUCAAGAAGGACGGCCGUUCUCCCCUCUCUCCUACCCUUACACCAGACUCAGGAGGUGGCCAAGACCUAUCACGCUGCCUGCACGCCAGACUUCUUUCUCUUCAAAAAGGACGGCCGCCGCCCCCUUUGAGCUCGCAUACCACGGCCAGCUCGACGACUCCCGCCCCAACAACGGCCCGCCCGGUCACGGCAAGGACCUGCGUGCUGCUCUCGACUGCGUGCUCUCUGCACGACCGGUCCCCAGUGCGCAAAGGCCCAGGUGAGCUUGCCCUUUACCCACUCAAAGCCUUGACUUUGGGGUCGUUCUCUGCUCACCAGCAAGGACCCCCAUCUGAGCUGGCAUACCACUGCCAGCUGGACGACUCCCGUCCCUCCAACGGCCCGCCAGGUCACCGGGAAGGACUUGCGUGCUGCCCUAGACUGCGUGCUGUCCGCUCGACCGGUCCCCAGCGGUCAGAAGCCCAGUAA
This is a messenger RNA of Closterium sp. NIES-65, 813 nucleotides long. NCBI's taxonomy places the organism in Eukaryota, Viridiplantae, Streptophyta, Zygnematophyceae, Desmidiales, Closteriaceae. The record is from the annotation of a GenBank genome assembly.